ACUUUAAUGAUACACUUCAUGUUUCUUCCUCUAUGUUCCUCUCAUGUUUGACUCUUUCUGUCGAUCCCUGGUCUUUCUGUUUCAGGACACCAACGACGCCCCUCUGAUGGUGGGUUUGGCCUCCAGUGGUGUUGCAAUAUUCUGUAAUAUGAUUUGCUCCAGUUUCUUCCCUUGGGGGAAUAUCAUCAAGAUUUCAUUCAAAAGGAAACGCUUUCUUAUACAUCUGAAACGUAAACACGGGGAGACGCAGGACUGUGAGGUGCCUCUGGUUCUGCCCUGUCCCAAGACCUGUAAGAACCUGUGGAGGUCCUGUGUGGAUCAUCACUCUUUCUUCAGCUCCAACCGGACCGCCAGGAGCCCCAGAAACAACAACAGCGCCGUUCAGGCCUACAAAAAGCUAAUAACACAACACCUGGGCCUCAGCAACACUAAAACUGAGAGCGGCCCAGUGGGCCAGCGGGUGGUGGGGGGGAUGGUGUGGAACCCAGUCCUGCGGAGGUCGAUUUCGUCAGAUCACCUAGAGACCGUGAGUCUGCCGUCUAGAUCGCCCCCAAACACCCCCAACUGGCGAAGUCCACGAGUUCGCCACGGCAUCCGCAAGCCCCGCCCAUCCUCAUUUGAACUAACCAAUGACAUGAAAGACAUGUCGGAGGGGGAGGACGUCUUCUACACAUACAGGGCGUCUGUGAGCAGCAGCAAGGACAGCGAGGGAGACAAUUCACCGCAUCACGGUCCUGGCUCUCCCAGCCAUGAUGAGGCUUCGAUGCAUAUUGAUGGCAGUAUAGGAGAGGACGAUGCAGAACACAGCUCACAACACUACCAAAAGGGGGCUCUCGGCGACGGGGACUUGAUGCUGUUAUGCAUCGCGCCCGAUCACGACGGCAAGUUUGGCUUCAUUGUUAAAGGUGGAGUGGAUCAAAAGAUGCCUCUAGCAAUUUCCCACGUAAAACCUGACUCUCCGGCAGGUCGAUGUGAGCCUACACUCCUGGAGGGAGACCUGAUAGUUCUCAUCAACGGUCGAGACAUUUCUGAACACACACAUGAUCAGGUUGUCAUGUUCAUAAAAGCCAGCCGAGAGUCACACUCCAGAGAACUGGCUUUGCUCAUCAGACGUAAAGGUCUGGCCGGGCCCGUCGUCAUGGGAGUGGGCCUCUUCAUCUUCAUCUGCGCCGCCACGCUUCUGUACGAGAACCGGGAUCUGGAAGAAGUCCUCAGACGGGGGACGUGCGAUGACCUGGAGGAUCUGAAGGGGGGAGACGGCUGGGAGGAUUCACAGGAGCAGCCCAGCUUCAGCUGUCAGGAGCAGUGGGAGGAGAAAGAGGGGGGGCAGUGGGCCGCUCCGACCCACACACUCCCCCUCUCGGACCAGAACUGUGGGACGCCUCACAGGAACACACACACCGUCAGCGGCACGCCGUCACCGCCGCCUCCUCCUCCGGAUGCGGGAGAUAGAGAGGAAGAGGAGGAUGAGGAGAAGGAAGGAAGAUCAACCCUUCUGGCCCGAGUCCUCCACCACAAGGAGCCGACUCCUCACCCUCCCUCCCCCUGCCCCUCCGUCUCCCACUCCUCAGUGUACUCAGACUCUUGCAACUCCAGUGAAAUUAACUUCAACAUACGGACAGGCCUUCCUCAACACUGAACUCAUAAAAUGUGCAUGAUGAGAUUCUUUGGAGGUUUCACGUGCGGACACACACUUAUAACGGGACUUUGCUGUCUUGAAUAAACAGAUGAAAUGUUUGGUGGUAUGCUUUAGUGCCUCCGAGUGGCGCAGUCGGUCUGACUCACUGUCUGUGAAGGGUGUUUUUGUCCUACAUCGUUCUCUGACUCACCCACGUUUGAAAGAUUCGGAUCUGUGGUGUUUGAUGUCAACUCACCAUCUUGUUGUCUUUGAACUCACCCAUGCCUGAAAUCCCCAAAAGCCACUGCUUGUUUGACCAUAUUUGGACGUGAGGAGCACUGCUGAAAACGUAUUUAGGUGCUGUGCUGGGAGACGGACCAACUCACACACACACACUCUCUCACACUGAUGCAGAUGUACUGCGUCUACAUUUACUCACUACAGAUGCUUUGGUUAGGAGGAUGAGCACGAUUAGGUCUUAAAUGAUUCUUUAUCUAAUCUCACACAUACUGUAAUCUAGUCUCUAUCCGAGGAAAUUGUGUCUGUGUAAACAAGAGAAGUGCACAAGGCCACACUCCUCUCACUCGACACCUACAGCCCCGCUAUAAAUACCAGCUGCUGCACUGUACACAUGCAACUUUCAGUGUUUCACUGUAAUUCAACUUUUUUUUUUGUAUUCAGCUGCUCAGUUUCUUUUCCUUUUCUCGAGUGUGGUGAGGCGAGAUCUUAAAGAAUGUCAAUCAGAUGGUGGAUAGAAGAGAAAAGAGCAAUGACUGGGAAAAAAGAAAACCCUGUUAGGCUGCCAUGACUUAUCCCUGACGCAGUUUAACUGAGAAAAGCGGUCCUGUGAGUCGUGUAACUGAAGCCUCACACUCCCACCAUCCCAACCUUUCAUCUCCUCUCGCUUCAUCAUCUGAUUCCUACGCUUUAUUCAAAUACCCCCAUCCUCCAGCUCAAGCCUUGGCUGCUGAAAUAUAGAGCAAAUACAAUGCAGAGGGAAAUGUUUUUGGGUCCAAUUAAGCAAAAGUCUGAGAGGUAAACGGGGUAGGAUUUUAAUUAUCUCCAGCGUUUUCCCCCCCAGCCUUUAAUUACACAGGGGAUCAGUCUGAAGGGUUUUAUAGGUUCUUUAGGACUGCAGAGUAUUUCCUUUUUGUUCUGGCCCAUGCUGAGAUACUGCCAUCCAGAUGACGACUGAGACUGAAGCUUACAGUCAUUUGCAGACACACAUUUCCCUGAAAGCAGCACCCAUCUCCCUCUCUCUCUCACACAGGGUUUAUGUCAGUACUUUAUGCUGUUUUCAGAUGCUAGAUGUUUAUUUCAGUGGCAGGUACGAGUCGGGGAGAUGUGUCUGAAUCCUGCAACAGGCUGCAGCUUCAUCACACUCUCUCUCUCUCUCCUCACUCUCACACAUACAGUCCUUCUCACUGUGAGAGAUGCUCUGAUGUGUUUACGUUCAGGAGAGGGAACCCUGCAGGAUGUCAGAGCUGCAACCAAAGAUUAUUCAUCAUGAAUCUGCAGCUUGUUUUCUGAUUAUCAUGAAAUAUUGUUGUCUACACUUAAUGGCCAGUUUAUAUUCUAGGUAAAAUGCAGUUUCAUUGGACAUUGCUGCAAUAAAUGAUACUUUUAUGAGGGUUA
This is a messenger RNA of Notothenia coriiceps (black rockcod), 3253 nucleotides long. RefSeq names its product tyrosine-protein phosphatase non-receptor type 3-like. Gene Ontology annotation, cellular component: cytoplasm; cytoskeleton; cytoplasmic side of plasma membrane. The transcript has 10 exons. Lineage: Eukaryota; Metazoa; Chordata; Actinopteri; Perciformes; Nototheniidae. Gene Ontology annotation, molecular function: protein binding; protein tyrosine phosphatase activity. The record is from RefSeq and is a predicted model, not a curated record. Bases 44 to 1639 code for a protein of 531 amino acids.